Fusarium redolens is the source of this 1068-nucleotide messenger RNA. RefSeq lists its product as uncharacterized. The transcript is spliced from 2 exons. Lineage: Eukaryota; Fungi; Ascomycota; Sordariomycetes; Hypocreales; Nectriaceae. Bases 303 to 824 code for a protein of 173 amino acids. The record is from RefSeq and is a predicted model, not a curated record.
UGAGAUCACGUGUAAGCUCUCGACGAAUCUUGUUUGCAAGCGAUGUCGAUCUGUUGCUCCACUUCAGACGUUGGGCGCGGAGAAAUCCCAAGAUGAUCAGUCUCAUAUAUCGCGCGCCUAAACUUCAGCCCAAUCUCUUAUAGAUGAAGGCACAACCCGUGGGUUGCGAAAGACGUCAUUGAAACAACCUGGUCUGGCACCAGGACAUUGAGUUUCAACCGGCCCGCGUCGUUUUCUGGCAAGGCCGAUCGUGUUUCCCAGAGCUUCUAGGCUUCGGGUGAAGCAUCCAACUGUUCUUCGCCAUGGUACAGCAAGUCGCUGUGGCAUUGUAUGAUCGGGGUGACUUCUCUCGCGGGGACAAGCGGCGAGUCUUUGGCUAUGAGGCAUAUCACUGGGGCAUCAUCAUCAUGCCCGAUGGUCACGAGGAGCGAGACUACCACGCCUUUUCUGCCACCGAUGUAUCGGAAAUCAAUCCCGUUACUUUCCGAAUGCACAACCCUACCAUGACUUGGUGGCUCCGAGCCGAGGAAAAUGUUAAGCCUGAAGAAAACGCCAAACCGCUUGGGUGUAUCGUUAUCGGAGAAGUACCAGAGGAUGUCACGUUUUCUCAGCUAGAUGAUUUAUUCCACUCCAUAUCUCUACCGGUCAAGAACACCCAUCCGCAGCAAAGCUGUGUGACUUGGAUUAUGUACGCCAUACGGGCCCUCCAGGAGCAAGGUUGGGUAACGCAGUUUGAUCUUGAUGAGUUCAAGGAUUGGGUUGUCUCUUAUGCCGACGAAAGGAUGGAAGGGUCGAGUUCACAGGUCACAUUUUACGAAGUCUAGCAAUGUCUUGAUAUCUGUUUCCUACUAUCUAUCUAUAUUUACACUUCAAUAGCCUUACCAACAAAUUCCCCAUCCCAGUAAACGGUCUUUGCAGAGACGCGUUUAUUUUAACACUAUUAGAAAUGCUCAUCGAAUUUCUGUAGGGCCAAACCUCGGCUUAGUCCUGGUCUGAUGUUUCAAACGACUUCAAAUCCGCUUUAGCUCACGAGUCAUUGAUUUGACCAUACCCUGCAGAGAAAGACGC